AUGGAAGCCUCAACUUGGACUCCAUUUGUGGCAGCAUGGUUCACUAUUUUGGCUCUCUUCCUUUUCUCAAAAUUUCUUCGCCGGAAAAAAAUCAACUUACCUCCCGGCCCGAAACCAUGGCCCAUAAUUGGAAAUCUCAACCUCAUAGGACCCCUCCCCCACCGUUCUUUACACGAACUAUCCCAAAAAUAUGGCCCCUUAAUGCACCUCCAGUUCGGCUCCUUCCCGGUGGUAGUCGGAUCCUCCGUCGAGAUGGCCAAGAUUUUCUUAAAAACCAUGGACGUCACUUUCGCAUCACGGCCCAAAACCGCCGCCGGAAAAUAUACCACCUACAAUUACUCCGACAUAACCUGGUCCCCUUACGGCCCGUACUGGCGCCAGGCCCGAAAAAUGUGCCUGAUGGAAUUAUUCAGCGUCAAAAGACUUGAAUCAUACGAAUACAUUCGGGCCGAAGAAAUGAAUUCCCUGCUCAAAGAACUUUUCAAAUCCGCCGGAAAGCCCGUUUUGUUGAAAGAUUAUCUUUCAACAGUGAGUUUGAAUGUGAUUAGUCGAAUGGUUUUGGGGGAAAGGUAUUCGGAUCAAUCGGAGAAUUCGAUAGUUUCGCCUGAAGAAUUCAAGAAGAUGUUGGAUGAACUUUUUUUGCUUAACGGGGUUUUUAAUAUUGGGGAUUCAAUCCCUUAUAUUGAUUUUCUUGAUUUGCAAGGAUAUGUUAAGAGAAUGAAAACUGUGAGCAAGAAAUUUGACGGGUUUUUGGAGUGUGUUCUUGAUGAACAUAACGCCAGAAGAAAAGCAACUGAAAAUUAUACAAGCAAAGACAUGGUGGAUGUGUUGUUGGAACUUGCAGAGGAUCCUAAUUUAGAGGUCAAGUUGGAGAGGCAUGGAGUCAAAGCAUUUACACAGGACUUGCUCGCGGGUGGAACUGAAAGCUCUUCCGUGACAGUGGAAUGGGCGAUUUCGGAGCUCCUAAAGAAGCCAGAAAUAUUCAAGAAGGCUACGGAGGAACUUGAUCGCGUAAUAGGCCGGGAAAGAUGGGUAAAAGAGAAAGAUAUCCCGAGUCUCCCUUACAUUGAAGCUAUUGUUAAAGAAACUAUGAGGCUACACCCGGUGGCACCAAUGUUGGUACCCCGUCUAGCACGCGAAGACUGUAAGGUAGCUGGCUACGACAUUCAGAAAGAAACCCGAGUUCUUGUAAAUGUAUGGACGAUUGGAAGAGACCCUGAAAUCUGGGAAAAUCCAAACGAAUUCUGUCCUGAAAGAUUCGUUGGGAAAAAUAUCGAUGUUAAGGGGCAAGAUUUCGAGCUUUUGCCAUUUGGUUCUGGUAGGAGGAUGUGCCCUGGAUACAGUUUGGGACUGAAAGUGAUUGAAUCAAGUUUUGCUAAUUUAUUGCAUGGAUACAAUUGGAGAUUGCCUGAAAAUAUGAGGCCUCAAGAUUUGAACAUGGAGGAAAUUUUUGGGCUUUCCACUCCAAGAAAAUUCCCACUCGUUACUGUAGCUGAGCCUAGGCUUCCAUUGGAUCUUUAUUCUCUGUGA
Fraxinus pennsylvanica is the source of this 1530-nucleotide messenger RNA. The record is from the annotation of a GenBank genome assembly. Lineage: Eukaryota; Viridiplantae; Streptophyta; Magnoliopsida; Lamiales; Oleaceae.